Messenger RNA from Achroia grisella, 4834 nucleotides. It is a transcript of the gene Egfr, whose product is annotated as epidermal growth factor receptor. Gene Ontology annotation, cellular component: basal plasma membrane; signaling receptor complex. The record is from RefSeq and is a predicted model, not a curated record. The transcript is spliced from 5 exons. NCBI's taxonomy places the organism in Eukaryota, Metazoa, Arthropoda, Insecta, Lepidoptera, Pyralidae. Bases 52 to 4407 code for a protein of 1451 amino acids. Gene Ontology annotation, biological process: cell surface receptor protein tyrosine kinase signaling pathway; multicellular organism development; positive regulation of cell population proliferation. Gene Ontology annotation, molecular function: ATP binding; transmembrane receptor protein tyrosine kinase activity.
GUUAGCGUCGGUCGCUCGUGUGUCGUGCUACGUCGCGAGUGAUGUCGCAGCAUGACUGCGCGUGCCUUGUUGUGGUGCCUUGUCCUCAUCGCGGUCGGAACCCUCGACGCGGCCGCGGGCCGUCAUCGUCUACACCACGUAGCCACUCGUCACAAACACUCCGAGUUCGUUAAAGGAAAAAUAUGCAUCGGCACGAAUGGUCGAAUGUCGGUGCCAUCGAAUCGCGAAACUCAUUACCGGAAUCUUCGCGAUCGUUUCACAAAUUGCACCUACGUCGACGGGAACCUCGAGCUGACAUGGCUGGAGAACGACACCAUGGACCUGUCCUUCCUCAAGUACAUACGAGAAGUCACAGGAUACGUUCUCAUAUCUCAAGUACACGUACCGCAGAUUAUUCUGCCUCAUCUACAAAUCAUCCGCGGCAGAACUCUAUUCAAAUUAAACGUGAGAGACGAAGAGUUCGCUCUAAUAGUUACCAUGUCCUCGGCCUUCACUCUCGAAUUGCCGGCACUUCGUGACGUCCUCCGAGGCAGUGUCGGCAUCUAUGAUAAUUAUAAUCUCUGCCACGUCAAGACUAUAAAUUGGGAUGAAAUUAUAACCGGUGUAAAUGCGACAUAUGUGUAUGUUUACACCUUUCAAACGCCAGAACGAAAGUGUCCGCGAUGUGACCCUAGUUGUGUAGAGGGAUGCUGGGGUGACGGCCCCGAGAAUUGUCAGAAAUUCUCUAAAACGAACUGUAGUCCCCAAUGUGCUCAAGGUCGGUGUUUCGGACCUAACCCCCGAGACUGUUGUAACACGUUUUGUGCAGGUGGUUGCACAGGUCCACUACCUACCCAAUGUCUUGCCUGUAGAAACUUCUAUGAUGAAGGCACCUGUUCCCAAGAAUGUCCGCCAAUGCAGAUAUAUAAUCCCACCACAUAUUCUUGGGAACCGAAUCCAAACGGCAAAUAUGCCUAUGGAGCAACCUGCGUACGCAAUUGCCCUGAGCAUCUAUUAAAAGAUAAUGGCGCGUGUGUAAGAAGCUGUCCGCCAAAUAAGACAGCCGUGAACGGUGAAUGCAAACCAUGUAAUGUCACUUGCCCAAAAACUUGCCACGCAGAGAAACCCAUUCACUCAGGAAAUAUCGAGAGCUUUAGAGACUGUACUAUUAUUGAUGGGUCUAUAGAAAUAUUGGAAAUGACAUUUACUGGAUUCCAACAUGUCAAUCCUGAUUAUUCUUUUGGAGAACGAUAUCCGAAAAUGCAUCCUGAUAAACUGGAAGUAUUUAGCACCGUCCGCGAGGUGACAGGAUACUUAAAUGUUCAGGCUAUUCAUCCUAAUUUCACUAGCCUCUCAUACUUUCGUAAUUUGGAAGUUAUUGGAGGACGACAAGUUGUUGAAAAUCUCUUUGCUUCAUUGUAUAUAGUAAAAACCUCAUUGAAAUCUUUGGGCCUGAAAUCUCUGAAAAAAGUUAACUCUGGAGCAAUAGCAAUUAUGGAAAACAAAGAUCUAUGUUUUGCAGAUAAAAUAGCUUGGAACAGGCUAGUGAAAUCAAAGGAACACAAACAAAUUAUACAGAACAACGGCGUUCCAACGACUUGUGCGAAUUUGGUGUGUGACCCGCAAUGUUCAGAGGAUGGAUGCUGGGGUCCUGGGACAGACCAAUGUCUUUCAUGCCAAAACUUCAAAUACGAAGAAAUGUGCAUUAAAAAUUGCAGUGUCAUACCAGGAUUGUACAAAGCCGGUCCGAAGACUUGUGAAAAAUGCGAUCCAGAAUGUCUAGACGGCUGUACGGGACCAAGCCGAGCUAACUGCACUGUUUGUAAACACGUACGAGAUGGUCCAUACUGUGUCAGCAAAUGCCCUGAAUCUAGAUAUCCUUCUGAAAACGGCACAUGUCUCCCAUGUCAUGCAAAUUGCUAUAAUGGUUGCACGGGACCAGCAAAUACCGUUGGUGUAGGUGGUUGUAAUUAUUGCAAGAAAGCUAUCAUUAGUGUAGAAGCGACAGUAGAACGCUGUCUAAAAGAAAACGAGCCUUGCCCGGAUGGAUAUUAUAACGAAUGGGUUGGAAACGUAAAACCACUCGAGGAACAAGUCAACAUCGGUUGCAGAAAAUGUCAUCCACUCUGUCUACAUUGCACAGGAUUUGGUAUUCAUUCCCAAGUAUGUGUUGUAUGUAAAGGUUACAAACGAGGAGAUCAAUGCGAGGAAGAAUGUCCCAUUGACCACUUUACUGAUAAAAGUGGUCGAACCUGUUCUCCAUGUCACUCAGAAUGUCGGGGUUGUACAGGACCAUCAUCGACCAAUUGUAUAAAAUGUCAAAACCUUAAAAUUCUUCUUAAGGAUAAAAAUUCCGCUGAUCCCACAAUACCUGCAUUUAACUGCACUGAUGUGUGUCCAGAUAAUAUGCCACAUAAAAUAUACUUUGACGAGCAAUUACAAAAUCCAAUUGACGAACCCUAUUGCUCAGAAUCUCCUAACGAUCUUCCGUCCAUGGCAACAGCAAAAACUCCAACUGUACAAGUAAUUAUUUUAGUGAUUGCCUUCUUACUUCUGGUGAUCUUAGGAAUUAUCUGCUAUACUUGUAGACAAAAAGCAAAUGCGAAAAAGGAGGCCGUUAAAAUGACUAUGGUAUUAACAGGAUGUGAGGAUAACGAACCACUUCGACCCACUAACGUUAAACCAAAUCUAGCCAAAUUGCGCAUUGUAAAAGAAGCUGAGCUUCGUAGAGGUGGAAUGCUAGGAUUCGGCGCGUUCGGAAAAGUAUAUAAAGGUGUUUGGGUUCCAGAAGGUGAAAAUGUUAAAAUUCCAGUCGCCAUCAAAGUGCUCAAAGAAGGCACUGGCGCCAAUACAAGUAAAGAGUUCCUAGAAGAAGCGUACAUAAUGGCCAGUGUAGAGCAUCCAAAUUUACUUCAGUUGUUGGCUGUAUGUAUGACAAAUCAAAUGAUGCUUAUCACUCAACUAAUGCCACUGGGCUGUUUACUAGAUUAUGUCAGAAUGCAUAAAGAAAAGAUUGGAUCUAAAGCGUUCUUGAACUGGUGUACCCAAAUAGCGCGCGGCAUGGCGUACUUGGAAGAAAAAAGAUUAGUUCACAGAGAUUUAGCUGCACGGAAUGUCUUAGUACAAACACCGAACUGUGUUAAAAUAACAGAUUUCGGAUUAGCCAAACUACUAGAUAUAAAUGAAGACGAGUAUAAAGCAGCUGGAGGCAAAAUGCCUAUUAAAUGGUUAGCAUUAGAAUGUAUACAGCAUAGGAUAUUCACACACAAAAGUGAUGUAUGGGCAUUUGGUGUGACCAUUUGGGAAAUAUUGAGCUAUGGCGCUAGACCGUAUGAAAAUAUUUCUGCCAGAAAUGUACCAGAACUCAUUGAGAAUGGACUAAAACUUCCUCAACCUAAUAUAUGCACUUUAGAUAUAUACUGCAUAAUGGUUUCAUGCUGGAUGUUAGAUGCAGACAGUAGACCAACAUUUAAGGAACUAUCGGACACAUUCGCAGAUAUGGCUAGAGAUCCAGGUAGAUAUCUUGUCAUACCUGGGGACAAGUUCAUGCGUCUGCCAUCCUAUUCAACUCAGGAUGAAAAGGAGCUAAUAAGAAAUCUUUCAUCAGCUAUGGAAGGUACAGAGUCCCUAGUUGAAGCUGACGAAUACCUACAACCCAAAUUCAAAACUAUACCUGGCACAGCAACAUCUAUCUCAGCAGUGAGCACAGGAGUGGAAACUCAAACCAGUUCAUUGAAGCCGUGUACGUCAUCAUCUUGGGCAAAUAACGUCACAGGUCCAGAAUGCGUGACUUCAGAUGGCUCCAAUAAACCCGAAAUUUGGGACCAGGAAAUGCUUAGAUAUAAUCAUCAAAUAAACCCUGAUGGCAGUGAGCUACGGCACUACUACAACAAUGGGGUAUGUGCUUCUGAUAGCUCUAGUUCAAGAUACUGUAGCGAUCCUAUGAAAGUAAGGCCUGAGGGCACUGAAAGUAAUUUCGACAGCGUGUCGAAAACGAAAGAAGCUCAGGUCGGAAACCUUAAAUUAAACUUGCCUUUAGAUGAAGACGAUUACUUAAUGCCGUCACCGCAGCACAAUCAAAAUGCGUCAGCGUACAUGGAUUUGAUUGGAGAAGGCAGUGAAGGUCAAGAGGUGAAAGAGAUACCUUACAAUGGUUUCGUGGGACCGAAGCGAUGCGUAGAUAAUCCAGAGUACUUGAUGUCAGAUGAAAGCGUGCCGGCACAAACAUUAGGUAUACCGACAGAACCAUUGCCACUAGAAUCGCUGUGUGUGAGCGAAGGUAGCGGAAGCGAGAGCAUACCGCAACCUGGUACUAGCAAGUACCUUCCUCAGAGAUCUGUGGAGGAGGAGUCCAUGUCCGACCACGAGUACUAUAAUGACUUGCAACGUGAGCUACAGCCGCUACGUAGGAACGAGACUACAGUGUGAGUGUUAUUUUGUCAUCAUGUGAUACAACGUAUAGACUGAUCUCUCACUAAAUGACUGUUAAUACAAAAUAUUGCGCACGCGCGCCCUUCGUGCCAUUGGAGUGAUGGCUAGUGUUAGUUUGUUGAUUAAACUUCAACUAAAAAGUUUAUUAUAGUUAUAAAGAACGAUUUCGUUAUUUUUCUACUUAAAAGUUUGUAAUAGAAUAUUAUGACAUUGUAAUUUGUAAAAAUGUUUUAAUUUUUAUUAGUUGCGCGGAGGUUGCACAUAACAAAUUAUAACUUAUUUAUUAAUUUAGUUUAAGUAUGGCUAUGUUUACGUUUUUCGUAUGCUGUAGCAUUAAGUGGCUAAGCGAUUGUUAUAUUAACUUUAAACUGUGAUAAUUAGGUUAAUUACUAUACAAUGGGACCAGUGAUAUAAAUUAAAUAAA